This is a messenger RNA of Daphnia carinata, 2816 nucleotides long. Its product is annotated as fatty acid amide hydrolase 1-like. The coding region runs from base 159 to 1991 and encodes 610 amino acids. Gene Ontology annotation, biological process: fatty acid catabolic process. The transcript is spliced from 14 exons. Gene Ontology annotation, molecular function: amidase activity; fatty acid amide hydrolase activity. The record is from RefSeq and is a predicted model, not a curated record. Lineage: Eukaryota; Metazoa; Arthropoda; Branchiopoda; Diplostraca; Daphniidae.
AAUAGAUUAUUGAAACAUAGUUUAUGAACAUAUUUUAUGAAGCUUCGUCUUCAUGAACGAGUUGGCUGAAAAGUGUGGUGAAUUUAACUGAUAUCGUGGGAUUCGCACUAACUUUUCGAAUUUAAGAAAUUAUUUUUUAAUACCCUCAGUGGAGGAAAAUGUUGUUGGAAUACAUGUUAAAUGUUGUAUAUAAUGGCAUUAAAUAUGUCAUUUAUAACAACCCGUGCGUGAGGAUUAUCCGCUGGUGUUUUCACCCAAUGACAGUAUCUGUUUUUGCAAUUUCUACAGGAUUUGUUGUCAUCUACAUCCCAUUCCGAGCCUUAAAUAACAGAAGACAUAAAAGACUAUUGAGAAAAAAGAUCAAGGAAAAAUUAAAUCAAGUUUGUAAAAACAAGAAGAAAUUAGAACAAGAUCUUAUUUCAGCCAACCAAAAUAAUCUCUGUGUACAACUUUAUGUCUCUGAACUUCUGCAAAAACUGCAAGAUGGAAGUUUCACUUGCUUGGAAGUUCUCAGGGCUUACCAAGCCAAAGCUUUGGAAAUUACCAAUGAGUACAACUGUAUCACAGAGUUCAUCUUAGAAGCUGAGGAGUGGGCCAAAGAGCUAGACGUCGAAGCUGCACGUAGCGGGAAGAAAGGUCCACUUCAUGGAUUACCAUUCAGCGUGAAAGACAACGUUGGCUUAAUCGGCUAUGAUAGUACAGUUGGUAUUUCCCAGUUUAUCAAUCAGCCUGCCAUCGAAGACGCUGCAAUGGUCAUUGCGUUAAAAAAGCUCGGAGCUAUUCCGUUUUGCAAAACGAAUAUUCCACAAACCAACAUGAGCUUUGGAUGCAGCAAUCCUAUUUGGGGAUUGACCAAGAAUCCGUGGGACAAAGAGCGCACACCAGGUGGUUCAACAGGAGGCGAAGCAUGUCUUAUUGCUGCGGGGGGAUCACCAUUAGGAAUCGGGACUGACAUUGGAGGAAGUGUCCGGCUACCAGCCGCCUUUUGUGGAAUAUAUUCUAUUAAACCGACGACUUUUAGAUUCAGCGCAAAAGGAGUAAAGAAAGUUACUAUACCAAAUGUCGGAAUCACACCCGUUCCAGGGAUUAUGGCACGUGAUUCCCAUACUGUGACUACAGUUACAAAACUUCUUCUCGAAAACAAUCACCUUCAAACGUGUGGUGAUCCUGACCUCUUGCCCAUUCCAUGGAAUGAAUUAGCAUUCAUAGGAAAGAAGAAGCUUCGAAUCGGCUACUAUGAAGAUGAUGGAUUUUUCCCUACUACUCCUGGAAUCCGUCGGGCCAUUCAAAUUGCGAAAAAUAGGCUAGAGGCAUCAGGACACGAGCUUGUACCGUUCGUCCCUCCGCGGGUCGACUAUGUUUUAAAUUCUUUCAUCAGCAUUUUGACAGCUGAUCAAAGUAGAUACUUACUGCAAGCACUGUCUAACGAUGACAUUGAUCCAGUUUUAAAACCGACAUUGUUUCUUUUGAGUAUACCAAGUGCCAUGAAGCGACUUCUGCAGCCGUUGUUGUCAUCGUUCUCUACCCGAUUGAUUCCUACCUACUUAGGUCUUGGAGGAAACAGAAUCCGACAAAGCCACCAGCUUUGGAAAGAAAUUAGCAAGAAGAAUUUGUACAAAGAAGAAUUUUUGUCAUAUUGGAGAACACUAGAACUAGAUUUGUGUAUCGGACCGUGUUUUGCGUGCCCGGCGCCUCGUUCAAAGGAUGUUGCCAAGCUUUCCCCUGCUCUCUCGUACACAAGCCUGUACAAUUUUCUUGAUUUCCCUGUGGGAAUCGUACCGAUUGACAAAGAAACAAUGGAAGAUCAGUCAAAGUUAAACAUCGACUACAAUCACUUUGACUUGGUUUGUAACCUUGUUAAAGCGACUACUAAAGGGGCAACUGGAAUGCCACUAGCAAUCCAAGUCAUUGGCCUGCCGUACCAAGAAGAGAUGGUUCUUCGUGGAAUGCAAGUUCUUGAUACCACAAUUCAUCAACAGUUAAGGCCGUAGAAGUGCAAAGUUUUUGAAACUGUAGGUGAGCUCCCACGAAAUUUCGUGAGAAAGCAAUUUAAGUAGUAUUAUAUUUUAAAAUGCAAUUAUCUUGACUUAUUUUGCGUAAUAGCUUGGACGCUAAGUAUUUCAUGUGUAGUAAUGCUGUUAAGGAUUGAUUUUCAAAGCGUACGUUUUCCGCAAAGGGUUGUUAACGUUUCGUGUGAAAAUGAGUCAAUACCUUUUAUUGAUUUAUUUCCAGAUGAAACUGAAAACACUAAUAAUUGAAAUACCAUUUUUUUCCCGCAAAAGUAGUCUGCAAAAUGUUACGAUUUGGCAACGCUGUAAUUUACCUAUAUAGCACCAGAAGUAGGAACCACAGUAAGAAUGCGGGAUUAUGAAAUGAAAAGUGUCUUGAAGCAAAUUCGGAUGUGCUUUAAUUUAGUAUGUAUCAUUCCCCAUCUGCUGUUAGGAUUACGGUAAGCUCAAAUUGUUUAUAUACUUUGCUUACGCUGUCGGUGUAGUGUUAGCAAAAAGCGUUGGAAUCAAUUAAGCUGAUAUUCUGUGAUUCAUUCCUACGCCUGUUAAUUGAUAGUGGUUGUCUUCUAAUGGUGUUAGAUUUAUUUCAACUGCUAGGUAUGCCUUGUCAAAUUGGAAAUAUGAUUGACAUUUAUUAGCUAUGCAUUAUUCAGGUAUCGCUGUUGGAAAGAUUAUGUGAACGAACAGCACAAAGAGUCAAAGAUUUGUCUUGCUUGUUGCCAAUUACAUGUGGCUUAUCAGUAUUCCUGCUAAUCUUGAGACAUUUAAAUCCAAGGUAAUAAUAAAAGACUUAUGAUAAGCAUUAAA